AUGGCAAACAUCGACCGUUAUCGGCCUCCCCGGGAAGGCUACCAGCCUCCCGUGUCUGCCGCGGCCAUAGCCCGGUCCGCCGUGUCGCGAUCACCAGUCAAGCAGCGCGAGGUCCCCCCCGCGGCCCCGUCACCUCCUGCCCACUCGUCCCGGACAUCGCCUCCUCGGCCGCAUGUGCGACGAGAUGCGCCGGCAUCACAAUCGUCGUCAAAGUCGGAUGCACACAUGACCGCCACGACGCCGAGGGGCCAGUGGUACUUCAGCCACGACGAGGUGCUGAGUUCCCCGACGAUUCUCGAUGGGAUCUCGCCUGCAGAAGAGCGUUUACGCCGCGCCAAGGGCGUCAACUUUAUCUACCAGGCUGGAGUCAUGUUGGACUUGCCUCAGAUCACACUGUGGGUGGCGGGCGUCUUCUUCCACCGGUUCUACAUGCGCUACAGCAUGGUGGAAGAGAAGGGCGGUAUUCAUCAUUACAACAUUGCGGCCACAGCGCUAUUCCUUGCAAACAAGACGGAAGAAAAUUGUCGGAAAACGAAAGAAAUCAUCAUUACCGUCGCCAAGGUAGCGCAAAAGAACUCACAACUCAUCAUCGACGAGCAGAGCAAGGAGUACUGGCGAUGGAGAGACAAUAUUCUUGCAUAUGAGGAGCUCAUGCUCGAGCUCCUGACCUUCGACCUCAUGGUCGAGAACCCCUACCAUCGGCUGUUCGAGCUCCUCGGCCAGCUCGAGCUGGUCCACAACAAGCACCUGCGCCAGUCGGCCUGGGCCUUCUGCAACGACGUCUGCCUGACGACGAUGCCCCUGCUGCUCGAGCCGCAGGAUAUAGCCGUGGCGGCCAUCUUCUUCGCCAGCAUCCACACUGACAUCAAGAUCCCAGACGUCAACGGCGAAGCGUGGUGGAUCGCGCUCAAAGGCAACGAGUCGCGCUGCGCCCGCGCCAUUGAUAUCGCGCAACAAUUUUACACCGAGAACCCCCUGAAGAAACAGAACCCUUCGCUACCGUCGCCAGCUUUCGACAUUGAGAGCACUCGCCGGCCCAGGGACCCGCUGCCAGGUGACAACAUGUCUUCGACGGCCGGGACCCCGCGGGACGCGACGCUGAGCCCGAGGAUGCGCGCGGCUAAUGGCCGGGACGAUGCGACAGCGACAGAGUCGGGGUCGCAGGGCACGCACACACUUGGCGCCAGUAAGUCGAUCGGCAAUGGCGUCGCGUCGCCCGCUAAGAGGAAGGAGCUCGAUUCGGACGAGGGCGGGCCGGAGCAGAAGCGCGCCAGGCUAUCGGAUGAAGAUGAAGGAGAGGUGUCGGAGGACUGA
Messenger RNA from Verticillium alfalfae VaMs.102, 1314 nucleotides. Its product is annotated as cyclin-K. Gene Ontology annotation, cellular component: nucleus; cyclin/CDK positive transcription elongation factor complex. Gene Ontology annotation, biological process: regulation of transcription by RNA polymerase II; positive regulation of DNA-templated transcription, elongation. The coding region runs from base 1 to 1314 and encodes 437 amino acids. The transcript has 2 exons. Gene Ontology annotation, molecular function: cyclin-dependent protein serine/threonine kinase activator activity. Lineage: Eukaryota; Fungi; Ascomycota; Sordariomycetes; Glomerellales; Plectosphaerellaceae. The record is from RefSeq and is a predicted model, not a curated record.